This is a messenger RNA of Podospora pseudocomata, 3771 nucleotides long. RefSeq names its product pre-rRNA processing protein (gene RRP12). The record is from RefSeq and is a predicted model, not a curated record. The transcript is spliced from 2 exons. Lineage: Eukaryota; Fungi; Ascomycota; Sordariomycetes; Sordariales; Podosporaceae. Bases 1 to 3771 code for a protein of 1256 amino acids.
AUGCCAUUGACGACCUCAGAAACCGUCAAAAUGGCCUCUCUUACGUUGACGGAGAAGCUGGACAAGAUCCGGUCGCCAAAUCUGCAGAGUCAGAAGCAGACCGCAAGCAUUCUCGAAGGUGUCGAGACCGCCUUCAAGGAACAAAACACACAACCCACACCAACAGCUUACUUCGCUGCCCUGCUCAGUCUUCUCGACAACAAGACGCUCGCCCAACCCGUCAUCUACCUCCUCGACAUUGUCACCCCCUACGCGCCCGAGCCCCUCCUCCGCGCCAAGUUCACCCAGAUCCUCGAACUGUUGGCACCAGUCCUGUCGCAACCCGAUGCCGAUGCCCCGUUAGUCAGAGCCUCGAUUGGUGUUCUUGAGAGUCUGCUGCUUGCUCAGGAUGCCGUUGCUUGGGAGCAGAGCGCCGCCGUCAUGGGCCCCCGCCGGGCUGUCGGCGGUCUCUUGAGCUUUUCGCUUGACCCUCGGCCGAAGGUGCGCAAGAGAGGCCAGGAGGCCCUGCGCAAGAUUCUUAGGAGCCCUCCUCCUAGCCCGUCGCUCGACCACCCUGUUGCGCCAAUGUGCGCCGAGACUGCCAUGAUGAGCUUGAAGGCUGUGGCUGAGAAGGCCGCUCAGUUGAAGAAAGAGAAGAAAGGAUCCGAGGCUUCGACUGAUCCUGAGCUUAUUCACGCUUUGCAGUUGGUCAAGUCUGUUGCUUCGGCUAGUGGUGGAUGGCCGAGCAAGAAGAUUGAGUCGCUUUGCGAGCUGCUGCUUGGCAUCGCUCGCUCCGGAAACGAGCACAUGAGUAUGGCGGUGUUUGACAUCUUUGAGAUGAUCUUUGAGGGGAUGGCUGAGGAUGUGGCUUCGUCGAAGCUGCCGAGAUUAUUGGAGAUCAUCAAGGAGUUGCGCCCAGCACCAAACGAUACCCAGCUUCUUCCCGCGUGGAUCGCCAUUCUCUCGAGAGCGUACGACGUUUCGGCCCAGGUUGAGCCGGAGGAGACGUUCCAGGGGCUUUUGGACCCUUUCAACUUGGUAGCUUCUUAUCUUGAGUCUGAGGCCAAGAACAUUCGCAUUUCGGCGUCCGAGUGCUUGGUUUCUUUUAUGGCCAACUGCGUGCCUGCUUCGGUUCUUGUUGAGCCAUCGAUUUACGACGAGAAGGUCAUCGGACAGUUGGUCGAGACUGCCGAGAGCCUUUUGACGCUCAAGUAUCAGGCUGCUUGGCUCGAGACGUUCAACGUUCUCGGUGCCAUGUUUGACUCGUUGAGGUGGAGGGCGGAUCCUUACAUGCUCAAGAUCACUCAGAGCAUUGGUGAGAUGCGCGGAAACGACUCGUUUACUGGCAAGCAGGAGGCGGAUGAGGUUCUUGGGAAGGCCAUCCGGGCCAUGGGUCCUGAGUCUGUCCUGAAGGUUCUCCCCCUGAAUCUUGUCAGACCGGCGAGAGGCCAGCCAGGCAGAGCUUGGCUGCUGCCUCUUCUGCGUGACUACACAUCCAACACCAACCUGGCGCACUUCAAGAACGAACUUGUGCCCGUGAGCGCCGCCAUGUUCCAGCGCGUGUUGGACCACGGUGCUGCGCCCAAGACUAUGGAGAUCAAGAUUUUCGAGACUGUUGUUCAACAAAUAUGGUCUAUCCUCCCCGGCUACUGCGACUUGCCCCUGGAUCUGACUGAGGCUUUCGACAAAACUUUCGCGGAGACGCUUACUACGCUUCUUUACGAACAGGUUGAGCUGCGCCUCGACGUCUGCCGCUCGCUCAAGGCUCUCGUCGAGUCCAACCAGGCUGUUGUCUCGGCCGAGGAAGCCGAUCCUGCUCUUGAGAGCAGAGUCAGCAAGGAGACUGCGGCCAAGAACUUGGGGUACCUUGGUACCACGUUUGCCGCUGACUUCCUCGCCGUUCUCUUCAACGUUUACAGCACCACUCUUCCUCAGAAGCGUGGCCCUGUUCUUCAGACUAUCAACGCCUACCUCAGCAUUAUCCCUGCUGCCCGCCUGACCGAGACUUUUGAUCUUGUUUGCACCAAGCUUGCCGAGGCUCUCCAGCAGGCCCCUGAGCCCAAGGAGCAGAAGCAGCAGAAGGGCGAGCAGAUGCCCUCUACCGCCCACACCCUGAUGGAUCUCGUUGUUACCAUGUCCAUCUACCUCCCCAGAGAAAGCUUCGAGGCCCUUUUCAGAAUUGCUGCCCUUGUUGUCUUCAAGGAUGACGACCCUCAACUGCAGAAGAAGGCCUACAAGCUCAUCCCACGCCUGGCUGAUGCCGAGAUUGGCCGUGCUGCCCUUACUCAGAGAAACGAAGAGCUCCAGGCUCUUAUCCUGUCCAGCGCUGAGAAGGUGUCGGCCCCGGCCAGAAGAGAGCGUCUUGCUGCUAUUGCUGCCAUGCUUCCCUUUGUUCCUGACACCCAGCUUCACUUCAUCCCCUCGGUGCUUUCCGAAGUUGUCAUCAGCUGCAAGGAGCAGAACGAGAAGGCCCGCACCAUUGCUUUUGACCUCUUGGUUCUUAUGGGCCAACGUAUGGUCAACUCUCACGGUGCUGUCAUUGACAACAGCAAGGUCCCCCACAUGCCCAAAGACGCCCCUGCCGCUACGGCCUCCGUUGAGGAAUUCUUCACCAUGGUCAGCGCCGGUCUUGCCGGUAGCACCCCCCAUAUGAUUUCCGCCUCCAUCACCGCCAUCACCCGCAUCCUCUACGAGUUCCGUGAGACCGUCAGCGAAGCGACCAUGUCCGACUUGGUCCAGACGAUGGAUCUCUUUCUCACCUCCAACAACCGCGAGAUUGUCAAGUCCGUGCUUGGCUUCGUCAAGGUGUGUAUCCUCAGCUUGCCCACCGAGAUGAUGCUCCCCCGUCUGGAGACUCUCCUCCCCAACCUGAUGGUCUGGAGCCACGAGCACAAGGGCCACUUCCGCGCCAAGGUCAAGCACAUCAUCGAGAGAAUGAUUCGUCGGUUUGGGGUGGAUGUGGUCAUGAGGUACUGCCCCGAGGACGACAAGAAGCUUAUCACCAACAUCCGCAAGACCAAGGAGCGCAGCAAGAGGAGAAAGGACGCUGCCAAGAACGCGGAGGAGAGCGAUGGGGAGGAUGAUGGGAGGAGGAAGAACAGGUUUGAGAGCGAGUAUGACCAAGCGCUGUAUAGCAGCGAGUCGGAGGGUGAGCAGAGUGAUGAUUCGGAUGUGGAGAUGACGGGGAGGAAACAGAAGGGUGGGAAGAACAAGGGGGGGAGCGCGUAUAUUUUGGAGGAUGAGGAUGAGCCGUUGGAUCUGCUGGAUCGUAACGCGCUGGCGAAUAUUUCUUCGACGAAGCCGAUGAAGCAGAAGGCAAGGGAGAAGAAGAAGGUGAAGAGGGAUAUGGAUGGGAAGUUGAUUUUGGGGCAGGAGGAGGAGGGUGAGGGGAUGGAUGUUGACAUGGGUGGUGGUGGUAAUGAGGAAGAGAGUGGAGUUGGUGCGUACGUGGCUGCGCUGAGGGGCAAGGAUGUGCCGAUUAGGGGUAUGAGGGGUAAGUUGAAGUGGAAGAGGGGGAGGAAGAAUGAGGAGGGAGAUGAUAGUGAUGAUGGGAUGGAUAUUGAUGAGGGGGCUGCCAAGGCCAUUAGGGAGAGGCCGGGGAAUCAGAGGGGGAGAGGGGGGGAUAGAGGGAGAGGUGGUGAUCGGGGUAGAGGUGGGAGAGGUGGUGGAAGGGGGGGUGGACGUGGUGGACGGGGAGGGAUUGCUGCUGGACGGAGGGGGUUGGGGCAGGAUAAGCAGAAGGGUCCGGGUGGGUUUGGUGGUGUGAGGAAGGGUGGGAGAGGGAGGGUGUAG